This is a messenger RNA of Diaporthe batatas, 591 nucleotides long. RefSeq lists its product as uncharacterized. The record is from RefSeq and is a predicted model, not a curated record. The coding region runs from base 1 to 591 and encodes 196 amino acids. Lineage: Eukaryota; Fungi; Ascomycota; Sordariomycetes; Diaporthales; Diaporthaceae. The transcript has a single exon.
AUGGCACAUUCAAGACACCAGUCCUCGCGACGAGACAGGGGGCCCUCGAGGCGGGACCGGGACAGAUACUACGAUGAUGAUCGGGACUCGAUCGACCUAUACGACGAGGAACCUCGUGGCCGUGCCAAGCGACCGGCUCCCUCCCGGCGAUCCACAUACAACGACGCCAACGGAUCUGCAGAGUACUUCGAAGACGAAGACCGCUACUAUCCACCACGGUCCUCUGACCACAAAUCCAGAAGACACGAUCGGGGCGGCCGGAGGCACCACAGCGAGCCGCGGUCUCCCUCGAGGCGUGGCAGCCGCGAUGGACACAGGGGCCGUGACCCGUCCGUGGACAACAAGAAGAAACGCAAUCAGAUGAUAAAAGCUGGUCUAUCAGCAGCAGCUGUCGAGGCAUUCCGACAAAGGAGCAGGCCGGGUGAUUGGGUAGGGGAGAAGGGCGUCAGGGUGGCGACCGCCGCGAUAAGCGCGGCUGUGAUCAACACCGGUAUCGACAAAAACCCGAACCACGGUGCCAUUGGGAAUAUCAUGAAGUCCACAAUCGGAGGCCUCGUUUUUGACAAGAUUGCAAAUGGGGUGAAGCGGUAA